GCCGCGGCGGCGUGCGGAGUACGAGGGACUCUGAGCCGAGCGCUGCCGGGUGCACAGGCGGGGGCUGGGCUAGCGCGUCCCUGCCCAGCUCGGUUUCCAUCCGGGUUGCAGGGAGGAGCCUGGCUCACAAACCCGAGCAUGGUGCCGGCUGCUGGCGCGGGGGACCCUGUGGGCACCGCUGCUCCCGCUGAGGGGAACCCCGGGCUGGGAGCGCCCGUGGCACGGCCGGGCCGUCACCCUGCAGCAGCCCAGGACAAGUUCUUCUUCAUCAAAGGUGGGAUUUUUCUAGGUACUGUUGCUACUGCAGGAAUGAUUGCUGGUUUUGGUACAACACUUGCUAUGGCUAAAAAGAAAAACCCCAACUGGUUCAAUAAGGGUAUUACUGCCACAGCUGCAUUACCAGAGAAUGGUUCAUCGCUGGCCUUACGAGCCUUGGGGUGGGGUUCGCUGUAUGCCUGGUGUGGAGUUGGGCUGAUCAGUUUUGCCAUCUGGAAGGCUUUGGGAGUUCACAGUAUGAAAGAAUUUCGUAAUAAAAUGCAAUCAAUAUUUCCAGCAAUUCCUAAAAGUGCAGAGCACUCAGUCGAAUGGGAAGACUUACUGAAAUCCAAAUGAAAGGAGCAGAAAGGAUUCAGAAUUGUAUACUUCAGUGGGAAAAACUGCAGAACUUGUGGGAAAAGUCCAUCUAAAAAAAUAAGAAAAUCAGACUGAUUUGAACGCAUGGAAAUGAGCAAAUUUAGUGACUGUUUGCUGAACAUGGGGACGGCAGUUAUUAUUUUAACAGCAAGAGAACUGUUAUGUUUUUGCUGUUACUUUUUCAGCAUUGUCAUUAGAGUCGAAUUAUGGAGAAAAGAACCUUAUGGGAUACCUUGAAAGAAGAAUAUAACUGUAUGAGAACGUGUUUCAGUAAAACAAAAAUCAAACAAGAAA
This is a messenger RNA of Mauremys reevesii (Reeves's turtle), 927 nucleotides long. RefSeq names its product transmembrane protein 242 (gene TMEM242). Lineage: Eukaryota; Metazoa; Chordata; Testudines; Geoemydidae. The transcript has 4 exons. The record is from RefSeq and is a predicted model, not a curated record. The coding region runs from base 139 to 612 and encodes 157 amino acids.